Molecule: messenger RNA, 2383 nt
Organism: Cajanus cajan (pigeon pea)
Lineage: Eukaryota; Viridiplantae; Streptophyta; Magnoliopsida; Fabales; Fabaceae
Cellular component (GO): cytoplasm
Molecular function (GO): protein binding
Source: RefSeq, a predicted model, not a curated record
GCGGAAGAGAAUACGAAGAAGUCAAGAAAGAAGAAAAAAAUAGUUUAUUAUUGAGCGGGGAAAAGAAAAGGGCUGCUGACUGCAAUGCAAAGAAGAUGCUAUUGGUUGAUGGGAUGGGGAAUGGGAAAUUGAAAUUUUGGAAUUAGGAGGUCGUUAACUUGUUAUCAUCUCAGUCACUGACCGACCGAGUUUUUUUCUUUUGUUUUCGCAUCGAAUCGCAUCGCAGACGCAGAGAGAGAGAGAGAGAGUGAGAGAAUUGAAUUGCAAUUGCAUAGAUGAAGAGGUCUCUGAGAAAGUUGGGAGUUCUGGCAGUAGACAAGCAUGACCAUAACAUUCUGCCUUUGUCCCAGUUAGAGGACCUCGCUCAGGCUACCCAGGACAUGCAAGACAUGAAAGACUGCUACGAAAGCUUGUUUUCCGCUGCAGCAGAGGCCGCCAACAGUGCUUAUGAAUUCUCAGAGUCCUUGGGAGAAUUGGGCUCUUGUCUUCUUCAGAAAACCGCCUUGCAUGACGAUGAAGAAAGCGGCAAAGUUCUCAUAAUGCUCGGUAAAAUGCAGUUUCAGCUCCAGAAGCUCAUUGAUAACUAUCGCUCUCAUAUCACCCAGACAAUUACCAUUCCCUCAGACUCUCUUCUCAAUGAACUUCGAAUUGUCGAGGAGAUGAAGCAACAUUGUGACGACAAAAGAGAAGUAUACGAGUCCAUGUUAACGAGAUAUAGAGAAAGAGGUAGGUCUAGAAGUGGAAAAGCAGAGAGUGUUUCGUUGCAGCAGUUGCGAAUUGCUCGAGAUGAAUAUGAUGAGGAGGCUACAUUAUUUGUUUUCCGCUUGAAAUCUCUGAGACAAGGACAAUCGUGGAGCCUUCUAACACAGGCAGCACGUCAUCAUGCAGCUCAGUUGUGUUUCUUUAAGAAAGCAGUUAAAUCUCUUGAGACAGUAGAGCCACAUGUAAAAUCUGUAACACAACAGCAUCACAUUGAUUACCACUUCAUUGGUAUUGAAGGAGAGGAGGAAGAUGAAGAUGAUGAUGAUGAUGACAGCCUUGAUGAGAACGAUGAUGGGGAGCUGAGUUUUGAUUAUGCACCAAAUGAACACGAGCAAGAUGUUUCUUCUACCUUAGAGAAAUCAAUGAAGGAAAACUUUGAUAGGCUUCGCAGGAAUUCAUUCUCCUUCAGGGCUAGGUCAGUGAGCCAAUCUGCCCCACUUUUUGCUGACAAAAAACCUGAUUCUAUCGAAAAUCUGAGACAUAUGCGGCCAACAUUAUCACGGAAGAUCAAUUCAUACGUGCUGCCUACACCAGUUGAUGCAAAGAGUACAACAUCUUCGAGGUCAAUUAAUCAAGUAACUUCCAAACUAAAGACAAAUUUAAAUGAGCCUAUGAAGAAUUUGUGGCAUUCAUCCCCACUGGAACAAAAGAAAUAUGAAAACAAUUUUGGAGAUGGGGGACUUUCUGGUCCUAAUGUUAGGAAUGCACAGUCUGUACUCAAGGAGAGCAACAGUAAUACUGCAUACACAAGAUUUCCACCUCCUUUAAUUGAUGGUAAUUCAUCCUCAAAUUGUGGUUUUGUUGCCGCUUAUUCCAAAAAGAUUAAAAGACAUGCCUUUUCUGGUCCAUUGGUUAGUAAUGCAUGGCCAACCAAGCCUGUCUCGGUAGAAAGUGUCCAAUUGUUUUCUGGACCUCUUUUAGGGACCCCAAAUCUUCAGCCUCCAUUGUCGUCUCCAAAAGUAUCUCCUAGUGCUUCUCCCCCUCUUUCAUCUUCACCUAAAAUAAACGAGCUUCAUGAACUUCCAAGGCCUCCAACCAGUUCGCCAUCCAAUUCAAAGUUUGUAGGUUUGGUUGGACAUUCAGGUCCAUUGGUUUCCAGAGGUAAACAGCUUUCUGCUCCAAAUAAUUUGGUUGCGUCAAAUGCAGCAUCUCCAUUGCCAAUGCCUCCUCCAUCCAUGGCUAGAAGUUUCUCCAUACCUUCUAGUGGUGCUAAAGUUGCAGCAUUACAUGGAUCAAGACCACUAGAAGACCCUAAUAGAUCAACAAUAUCCGAAGAUAUUGCAUCAUCAGAUGGCUCUGAGACUGUUGCUCAUGCUGUCUAGUCUGGAGAUUAAUUGCUUUCGAGUAUGAAGAUAAGCUCUAUUCAACAUCGCAAGGGUCAAGUUUUGUUUCUCAUAGUUUGGUACAGUUGCAAAUCUGUAAAUAUUCCUUUUAUAAUUCUUUUAUACGUCGUUAAUAUUGUUAAUUCGCUCAUAAAUGGGAGCGUGUAUUUUAUUUUAUUGAAAUAAAUGCGCAUGUAUUGCGUUGUUGAAUUAUGCAUCUAAGCAGAGAUUUAGCUCCUUAAAGUGAAAUUUAGAGUGAAAAGUGAUAUAAAUCUUUCUACAACAUCGUCUCAAUAAUU